This is a messenger RNA of Arachis duranensis, 1975 nucleotides long. Its product is annotated as cytochrome P450 71D8. The transcript has 2 exons. Gene Ontology annotation, molecular function: iron ion binding; oxidoreductase activity, acting on paired donors, with incorporation or reduction of molecular oxygen; monooxygenase activity. Bases 167 to 1672 code for a protein of 501 amino acids. The record is from RefSeq and is a predicted model, not a curated record. Lineage: Eukaryota; Viridiplantae; Streptophyta; Magnoliopsida; Fabales; Fabaceae.
UCGUGCAUGUCGAAGUCAAUCUCCAAACUCCAAAGGCACCUUAGGCAGCACACAAAACAAGGCAAAUAAAAUGCACUAUAAACUAUAAACAAAGAUGAAUCGGUUGCAUGCACAAGUACAUUCAUAAGUGAAAGCAUCCUUCAAACACAGAAUUAGAUCUGCCAAUAUGGAAGUCAAUUCAUCCAUGGUGUUUAUCAUAAUAAGCUUCCUUAUCUCUUUGCUAUUGCUACGGCAUGCAAAGAAGGGUAAGAGUGUCCAUAAAGUACCACCUGGGCCAUGGAAACUACCUCUCAUAGGGAACCUUCAUCAACUUGCAGGCUCGUCACUUCCACACCAUGCUCUCAGAAAACUGGCAAACAAACACGGUCCACUCAUGCACCUUCAACUGGGUCAGAUUUCUGCAGUGAUUGUCUCAUCCCCCAACAUGGCCAGAGAAAUCAUGAAGACUCAUGAUCUUGCUUUUGCAGACAGGCCUGAGUUCCUUCCUUCCAAGAUCUUAGUCUAUGGAUCAGCUGACAUUACAUUCUCUCCCUAUGGUGAAUACUGGAGAAAGAUGAGGAAGAUAUGCACACUUGAGCUUCUAAGUUCUAAGAAGGUUCAGUCUUUCUCCUUUAUCCGAGAAGAGGAGGUAGCUAACAUGGUAGAAACGAUUCGCAAAUCCACUGGUGCAACUAUCAAUCUCAGUAAAAUGAUUAACAAUCACAUGAGCACUGUGGUUUCUAGAGCUAUGUUUGGCAAUAUAUCUGAAGACCAUGAACAGUUUGUGUCCUUUGUGAAAGAGGCAAUAGCAGUAGCCGAUGGAUUUGACAUUGCAGAUUUGUUUCCAUCCUUGAAACCACUGCAUUUCAUCACUGGUUUUGAAGCCAAACUGAAGAAGAUGCAUGUCAAAAUCGACAAGAUCUUAGAGAAAAUCAUAAAGGAGAAUGAAUCAAGGAAGUUGGAAGAUAGACACCAAGAGCAAGAAGAAAAGAACGAGAAUCUUGUUGAAGUUCUUUUAAGAGUCCUUCACAAUGGCACCCUUAGCAUCCUUACAAAGAACAAUGUCAAAGCAGUCAUUUGGGACAUAUUUGCUGGUGGAACAGACACUUCAGGAGUAGUGAUAGAGUGGGUUAUGUCGGAAUUGAUGAGAAGCCCCAGAGCUAUGAAGAAGGCACAGGCUGAGAUUCAACAAGCUUUGAAAGAAAAGCAAACAAUCCGGGAGGAAGAUGUAACAAAACUUCCCUACUUGAAGGCUGUGAUCAGCGAAACAAUGAGGUUACACCCACCUGUUCCUCUGUUGCUUCCAAGACAAUCCAGAGAAGAGUGCACCAUCCAUGGAUAUCAUAUACCGAUCAAGACUAAAGUGAUGGUAAAUGCGUACGCGCUCGGAAGAGAUCCGGAUUAUUGGUACGAUGCAGAAACCUUCCUGCCAGAAAGAUUUCAGGAAAGUCCUAUGGAUUUCAAAGGGACAAACUUUGAGUACAUCCCCUUUGGAGCAGGAAGGAGAAUUUGUCCAGGACUUAACUUUGGUUUAGCUAAUGUGGAGUUUGCUCUAGCUAUGCUACUCUACCACUUCAACUGGGAGCUUCCUGAUGGAAUUAAGCCAGAGGAUUUGGAUAUGAAUGAGGCACAAGGAGCUGUGGUUGGAAGGAAAAAUCACCUUUACUUGAUUCCCACACCUUACCAUUAUUAGAUUCAUCAUAGUGCCAAAUAAAUAAUAUCAUGAGUGUUCUUCAUUUGCUAUGCUAUGUAUUGCCGGUAUAAAAUAAAUCUAACAUCAUCACUUUAGCGUUUGAGCAUAAGGUCUUAAAAAGAUUUAACGAUCGAAUAAAAGCUAUUGCUGGCAUUGAUUACAGAGAAUAAGGAACAAUUACAUUGGAAGAGAUCAUAUUGACAUCAUAACUCAAGCAUUACUACAUACUUAAAAUGAGCAUUGUAAUGAAUUUGAAACAGAGUGGGGAAAAGAGUAGGGUAGUUCCUAAGCCUACUAACCUGC